Molecule: messenger RNA, 2094 nt
Organism: Dermacentor silvarum
Lineage: Eukaryota; Metazoa; Arthropoda; Arachnida; Ixodida; Ixodidae
Product: alpha-(1,6)-fucosyltransferase-like
Biological process (GO): protein N-linked glycosylation
Molecular function (GO): alpha-(1->6)-fucosyltransferase activity; protein binding
Source: RefSeq, a predicted model, not a curated record
AGGUGCUCGCGACGAAACCAACGAAACCCACGAAACAGCUGGCAAGAGCCACGGCGGCAGUUAAUCUUUGCUGCGGCACAUUUGCGUGCGUUAACCGGGAAGCAUGCCGCCGUCGCACGCAGCAUGGCCAUUACGGCCGCAUCUUCUUCGGAGGCCGACGUGUUAAGAUGCGUCGAACGCGGCUGGCCAGCAACGUUUUAAAAGCGAUACCCAAGAAGCCGCCACACACGGGAAACCAUCAUGGCUAUGGGGUUGGGCAAGCUGAUCGGCUGCGUGCUGGUCAUGUGGCUGCUGGUCGUGCUGAUGAUCAGCGGACCCCUGUUCCACAGCGGUGAGCCGGACGAGCAAGUGCUGGCACGGCUCACCCGGGCCGUGGGCGAGCUCGAGUCGCUCAAGCAGCAGAACGAAGAGCUGCGCUCCCUGCUCAACGCCAUCAAAGAGCCGAGCAGGAAGGAGUCCUUAAAGGAGCCAGUUCACCAGCAAGCAGCAGGGUGCGGCGAGCCCAGCUUAGAGUAUGAGGUGCGCCGGCGUAAGGUGGCCAAUGGUGUCCAGGAGCUCUGGUUCUAUGCACGUGCACAGCUCAAGAAGUUGCUGCCCAGCCUAAAACAGGAAGACAAGGCCACCCUGCAGCGCAUUAUCGAUGAUCUGGCCAUGCACCGCCGCACCAUCCAGCUGGACCUGGAGGAGAUGCGUCGGGCAGACGGCCACGACGCGUGGCGGCAGGCUGAGUCGCGCGCCCUGACGGACUUGCUGCGCUCCCGCCUGUCGCAGCUGCAGCACCCGGCUGACUGUGGCCGGGCGCCCAAGCUGGUGUGCAGCCUGAACAAGGGCUGCGGUUAUGGCUGCCAGGUGCACCACGCCACCUACUGCCUCAUCACGGCAUAUGCCACGCGUCGCACGCUAGUGCUCCACUCCAAGGGCUGGCGCUACUCGGCUGCUGGCUGGGAGAGUGUCUUCCUGCCAGUCAGCAAUAGCUGCACGGAGGCCGCGCCAGGCGUUCCCUGGUCGGCCGAUAUAGCCAGCGCACCCGUCGUUGAGCUGCCCAUCAUCGACAAUGUGCAGCCGCGGCCUGCUUUCCUUCCCCUGGCUGUGCCUGAGGAACUUGCAGCGAGACUCACGCGGCUGCACGGGCAACCCGCGCUGUGGUGGGUGUCGCAGGUGUUGGGCUACCUGCUGAGGCCGCAGCCCAGCCUGCAGCGUUUCUUCGACCAAGCGGCACGCGAGAUGCGCUUCCAGGGACCUGUGGUGGGUGUGCACGUGCGCCGCACCGACAAGGUGGGCACCGAAGCUGACUUUCACGGCAUCGAGGAGUACAUGGAAUACGUGGCCGACUACUUCGAGCGGCUCUCUCUCAAAGGAGGAAGCAUGCCCCGCCGCCGCGUCUACCUGGCCACUGAUGACCCCAAGCUGCUGGCGGAGGCACGCAGCAAGUACCCAGACUACCACUUCUAUGGGGAUAGCCGCAUUGCCAACACGGCUUCCUUGGGACAACGUUACAGCUCGGAGUCCUUACGGGGUGUCCUGCUUGACAUCCACAUGCUUUCCCGCUGCGACUACCUGGUCUGCACCUUCUCCUCUCAGGUUUGCCGCUUGGCCUACGAGAUCCUGCAGCUGUCACACGUGGAUGCUGCAGAUCGCUUUCAUUCGCUUGAUGACAUCUACUACUUCGGAGGCCAGAAGCCCCACAACCAGAUCGCCAUAUACAACCACACUGCCCGCUCUUCACAGGAGAUCGACAUCCGUGUGGGUGACACACUGGGCAUUGCAGGAAACCACUGGGAUGGCUUCAGCAAAGGCGUCAAUCGACGCACGGGCCGGUCUGGCCUCUACCCGUCAUUCAAGGCUGAGGAAAAAGUUGACUCUGUGCCCUUUCCUGUGCAGUGACACUGCCUUUUUUACCUGCUUUUAUGCAUAUUUUUCUUCUGUGUGUUGGAGACGGUUUUUAACCCUUGCUGUUGGUGCACUCCCGAUGUGCCACUGGCAAAACAGGGCCACCGACAAGACUCCUGGGAAUGUGGACAGCCCUUCUUACUUCUUUAGGUUCUUGGCAAUUAUUUUGUGCUUGGAAAAUAAUAAAGUAUUCGAUUGAUUGUA